This is a messenger RNA of Pangasianodon hypophthalmus (striped catfish), 1861 nucleotides long. RefSeq names its product glutamine amidotransferase class 1 domain containing 3 (gene gatd3). Gene Ontology annotation, cellular component: mitochondrion. The transcript is spliced from 7 exons. The record is from RefSeq and is a predicted model, not a curated record. NCBI's taxonomy places the organism in Eukaryota, Metazoa, Chordata, Actinopteri, Siluriformes, Pangasiidae. Bases 246 to 1043 code for a protein of 265 amino acids.
UGUCGUACAUACAAAACUAAUUCGUUUCUAUAUGGUGUUUUACGUUAGAAUUAUAUAUAUAUUUGAUUGCGUUGUAAGUUGAGUGUUGUAGUUGUAGUGUUAAUACUGCCAUUAAACUGCAGUGAGUUUAACACUCGGUCGCUCGUUUGACCUUGUACGAGUUUAGGAAGCGCGCCUGAAGUUUCCCCGCACGUCCUCUUAUUAUUAUUAUUAUUAUUAUUAUUAUUAUUAUUAUUAUUCUGAAGAUGUUGGCGGUUCGCUCACUGAUCUGCAGACCCUACGGCUUCCUGCUAAAGUCUCCCACAGCUCGCUUUGCUCAGACAGGCGGUGUGGGCUUCAUCCACACCAGCGCCAAGUGCAGCAGCGCCAAAGUAGCAGUGGUGUUGUCUGGAUGUGGAGUGUAUGAUGGUACAGAGAUCCACGAGGCAUCAGCAAUCCUGGUGCAUCUAAGUCGGGGUGGUGCCAAGGUCCAGAUGUAUGCUCCUGAUGUGGCUCAGUUGCACGUUAUAGACCACAGCAAGGGGCAGCCUUCAGAGGAGUCCAGGAAUGUCCUAGCUGAGUCGGCUCGCAUCGCCAGGGGUAACAUCACUGACCUGGCUAACCUGAGUGCCGGUAACCAUGAUGCAGUCAUCUUCCCAGGAGGCUUUGGGGCUGCUAAAAAUCUGUCAACGUUUGCUGUCGAUGGAAGUGACUGUGCUGUGAAUAAGGAGGUAGAACGUGUCUUAAAGGACUUCCAUAAAGCAGGCAAGCCUAUUGGGUUGUGCUGUAUCUCUCCGGUGCUGGCGGCGAAGGUGCUCCCAGGUGUGGAAGUGACCGUGGGCCAUGAGGAAGAGGAGGGGGGAAAGUGGCCAUACGCUGGUACUGCUCAGGCCAUCACUGCACUCGGGGCCAAACACAAAGUCAAAGAUGUCACUGAGGCUCAUGUUGACCAAAAGAAUAAGGUGGUGACCUCUCCUGCAUUCAUGUGUGACACGCAGUUGCACCUGAUCUUUGAUGGGAUUGGUUCCAUGGUCAGAGACGUCCUGAAGCUGACUGGGAAAUAAGUGGCACACAGCUUCCUUCAACAAGCUGCACUUACACUGCACUUAGACACACAAUCACGUAAUGUAUUCUACAUGCAUCUGAUCCUUUUGUGAAACAAUACGCAAAAGCAUUAUGAUCGUUUCAAUUCUGAAUGUCAGUAAAACACUUUUGGUUGGCAAACUGCAGUUGAUAAGCUUGACUAAAAACUCCUAGUUUAUUAUAUGCAAAAAGAAGUGUUUUUCUUCACACUGCAGCGUGAUAUGUGAAUAAAGCUUUAGUACACUCCUAAACAGAACCCCAGCAGGAUUAAAGUGUUAGACAUUAUCAAUCAAAAGCCUAUCUCUGCAUGGUUUUAUUUCUUCUAAAUGUCCGCUAGAUGGUGCAAUGUCACAACCAGACCUGCACUAAGAAAGCCACUGCUGGAACUAGAGUAAACCAGGAUUUUUUGAAUAAAAAAAUACUUGAUUUCAACAGUUUUUGAUCUGAUCUGUUUGUUCUUGAAAAUGCAAUUAAAACAGUAAAAUUUGUCAAAUUAUGAAAUGUCAUUUUAGAUUUUAAAAAGCAUGCUGGUUUAAAUGUUCUUUUAAUAUCACGUCAUUAUGAAUGAGAAAAAGGAAAUUCCUGGAUUACUGUGUAACUUACAUGGUCUUUCGCUGUGUACUACUGUGUGUCAUAGGUGAGCAGUGUCAAAAGAUAAGACACAAUAAGAGCAAAUGUGGUUAAUAUGGUAGCUCGAAAAGAUCUGACCUUGUAACAAAUGUAACGCCUACACAAAUGUAAUAUAUUAUGGAAUAUGUUAAUAUACAGGAUACUUACAAAUAAAGUUGUUCUUUCUUCA